Messenger RNA from Rhodofomes roseus, 2388 nucleotides. RefSeq lists its product as uncharacterized. The coding region runs from base 1 to 1950 and encodes 649 amino acids. The record is from RefSeq and is a predicted model, not a curated record. The transcript is spliced from 2 exons. NCBI's taxonomy places the organism in Eukaryota, Fungi, Basidiomycota, Agaricomycetes, Polyporales, Fomitopsidaceae.
AUGAUUGCACGGGACACGCAGCCAUGCUCUGACACCCACCCGCCUCCAGGCACGCCCACCAGCCCUCGCCCGGCCUCCACCCCCCGCCCAGCGUCCACGGCCCCCCCGACGCCCCGCCCGCGCCCGCCCCCCGACGCCCCGCCCGCGCUCAACCCGCUCGCCCGCAUGGCGUCCAUCCACUCGCUGCCCGUCGAGCUCCUCGCCCGCGUCUUCGCCCUCGGCGCCGCCGACCCCCUCCAGGACCUCGCGUCGCCCGCCGCCCCCAUCCCCCGCGAUCCGCCCUUCGAGGUCCUCGUCUCCCACGUCUGUGCCUACUGGCGCGACGUCGCCCUCCGCACGCCCCUCCUCUGGACCUCCGUCGCCCUGACCCAGGUGAGCCAUGUCUCUCGCGCCCGCGCCUACCUCGCCCGCUCGGCCCGCCUCCCCUUCAACAUCCUCUUCGACUCGUCCUCCGAGUCCGAGUACGUCCCCCACCACUCCAUCUUCCGCGACGAGUUCCUCCCCGCCUUCGACGCCCUCACGCCCCACAUCGCCCGCUGGGGCUCCCUCAUCCUCCGCGUCCGCGACAUGCAGUGCAAGCGCCACGCCCGCACCGUCCUCUCCACCGUCGGCCCCGCCCCCAGCCUCCGCGCCCUCGAGCUCUGGCACAUCGAGGACUGGGGCAACGUCGAGCGCCUCUGGGGGCACGUCGGCCCGCCCCCCGUCGUCGUCUUCAACGGCACCCUCCCCGCCCUCACCCGCCUCUCCCUCAUCGGCGUCAACAUCCAGUGGUCCGAGGCGUCCUCGCCCUUCCUCCGCAACCUCACCGAGCUCGAGCUCGGCGUCCACUCCGACGAGGUCCGCAUCCCCUUCGACCGCUGGCUCGACGUCCUCGCCCGCUCCCCCGCCCUCGAGCGCAUCAGCCUCCACUACUCCGGCCCCCGCGCCGCCGCCGCGCCCUGGCGCCUCCCCGACGGGCCCGUCCCCCUCCCCCGCCUGCGCGACAUCAAGCUCGCCGACCUCGACGCCAGCUACGCGUGCGCGCUCCUCCGCACCUUCGUCGCCCCGGCCGUCCGCAGGCUCCACCUCGAGCUCGGCUUCAUGGAGAGCCCGCAGGACUACACGCCCUUCGUCGACAUGCUCGUCAACGCGCCCGACCCCGCCGCAUGUCCCGGCAUCCUCGACCCGAGCACGACCUACGAGCCGCCUCCGUCCACGGAUGCCUCGGGGAAGGGCAAGGGCAAGAGCGAGCCCGCCGCGCGCCCGAUGUUCCCGGGCCUCGAGGAGCUCACCGUCGCGGGGCUCGCGACGUGCACGCUCGCGAGUUGGCACGCGCUCCUGCGCGCCGCGCCGCGCGUGCACACGCUCGCGGUCGACUGCGGCGGGAUGGACAAGGGCGCGUUCGCCGUGCUCGCGGGCACGCUCGGCCCGCCCGUCCCCGUCGUCGCCGCGCGCGCGCUGGUGCGCCCCGUGCCGUACCCCGCGCGCGCGGAGCCGGAGCUGUUGCCGGAGUUGCGGACGCUGAGGGUGUCGGGCGUGCCGGGGGCGGCGCUCCAUGCGUAUUACCUCGCGCGGAAGCGGGCGGGGAGGCCGGUGAGGAUGUGGUUCGUCCGGGAGAGGGAUAGGGAUCGCGAGAUGGAGAGGAUGAAGAGCGAGAUUGAGGUGGAGGCAAGGGCGGAGGGGGAGCGGAGGAAGAGGCGCGGGCGGACCGGUGCUGCGGAUGGGAGUGGGGUGGAUGAGGAGCCGUGUAGGAUGGAGUGGUAUAGGGACGAGGACGAUGAUGAGUAUGGGGAGGGUGCGGAGGACGAGGCGGAGGGUACGGAUGGCGAGGAGGGCGAGGAUGUGGAUGAGGGGGAGGGCGAUGGGGUGGGCGAGGCGGAGGAGGGUGCGGACGUCCCUGGGAGCGGCUCGGACGACGCGAGCAGCGAGGACCACGGGGACCACCACGCGCCCACACUCGUCGCGAGGUGACACGCGCGCAACGCGUGUUCCCGGUGCCAUUCAGUUUUUUUAACAAGUUGGUUCGGGACUCUGUCUCGGUGCGCGGAUGUUGUACAGUGCGUUUGGCUAUUUGUGGUUCCUGGUUGGCUCAAGCUGUAGAGACGUCCCAUCCCAUCGUCAUUCAUCCUCAUCCUCAUACCUAUCUCAUCUCUCACUCCAUCACUCAUCCACACAAUCCCAUCCUGGUCCUCCCUGGUUCGAUCAACGCACCCCGCAUCCUACAACCCCGACAUUCCAUCCACUCUACGUCCUAGGUUAUGUGCAUCGGAAUGAACGCGCACUGCUUCUUGCUUCUUGCAUGUACGAACGCCAAUGUAGUGUAUCCAUUAUCAUUAGCAUUAUCCAUCGACAGUGAUACGGACGUCCCAUUGCACAUCCGAGACAUCAAAUUAUGACGGUCGGUCUCCC